This is a messenger RNA of Ceutorhynchus assimilis (cabbage seed weevil), 1183 nucleotides long. The record is from the annotation of a GenBank genome assembly. Lineage: Eukaryota; Metazoa; Arthropoda; Insecta; Coleoptera; Curculionidae.
CAGUGAAAUCCAAAAUUCCAAACACAUUUUUGAUUAUUUUUGGGCUGAUUAUUAUAAAAAGUAGUAAAAUUAAAUUAAAAAACCAACGAUAAAAAUGUCCGAAAUAAGUAAAGACGCGUUGACGUGUAUAUCGUGCAGGGUCGCUUUCAGAGACCCCGAAAUCCAAAGGUCGCAUUACAAAUCUGAUUGGCAUAGAUACAACCUGAAACGUAAAGUGGCCGAACUACCGCCAGUCACGAGCGAGGAGUUUCAAAUUCGUGUCCUGAACCAGCGCGAAGCUGACGGAAAAGCGCUCCAACCUCAAAACGUUUACUGUGAAAUUUGCCGAAAGUCUUUCGGCAACUCCAACGCGUUCACAAAUCAUUUAAAUUCGAAAAAACACAAGGAAAAUGAGAAAAGCUUUGUUCAACAACCGGAUUUGUCUAAUAAAGAUUCAAAACAAAUUGAAGAACUUGACUCUGACGACAGUGAAUUCGAAAUCUAUAAUCCGAUUGAUAACAACGAUUGCUUGUUCUGCUCUUAUCACAGCAACAGUUUCAUUAAAAAUUUGGAUCACAUGACAGUAGCUCAUUCGUUUUUCAUUCCGGACAUUGAAUACUGCACAGACCUUGAAGCUUUGCUGCAUUAUUUGGGAGAAAAAAUCUCCGAAGGCUUCAUUUGCUUGUGGUGCAACGAAAACGGCAAAACUUUCCAUUCUGCCGAAUCUGUUCGGGCGCAUAUGCUGGACAAAGGUCAUUGCAAAAUGAUUCACGAAGGCGUAGCAUUGGCCGAAUAUGCUGACUUCUACGACUACUCCACUUCAUAUCCAGAUGGUGACGAAACCAAGGCCGAAGAAGAAGUUUCUGUUCCAGAAUUAGAUGGCUCAGAUUAUCAGUUGGUGUUGCCUUCUGGUGUGACGGUGGGACAUAGAAGCUUGAUGAAAUACUACAAACAGAGCGCCAAUCCUAAUAAAGCAGUGGUGGUAAAGAAAAGCGAUAAAAAGUUGCACAAGGUUUUGGCCAGUUAUAGAGCCUUGGGUUGGACGGCCACUGAACAAAAAGCAGCUGCGCGAAAGGCCAGAGAUAUUCAUUUUAUGAAACGGAUGCAGUCAAAAUAUAUGGCCAAGUUGGGCGUGAGGAAUAAUAAACUUCAGCCGCAUUUCCGACAACAAGUUCUAUUUUGAAUAUAUUUUGUUUAAUAUUAC